UCUUCCCAUUUCAUUGUAGAGUUCCAUAGGCUCGAAGCUCGCUCGCUAGUAGGUCGUUCUUGCUUCUUAAGCUAGCACGCCGAGCUAGUCCAUGGCGCGCAAGAAGGUGAGCCUCAAGUGGAUCUCCAACGCCUCGACCCGGCGCGCGACGUACAAGAAGCGCUGCAAGGGCCUGAUGAAGAAGACGAGCGAGCUCGCCACGCUCUGCGGCGUCAAGGCCUGCGUGGUGGUGUACGGGGAGGAGGGUGGGGCCCAGCAGCCGGAGGUGUGGCCCUCCCCGCCGGAGGCCAGGCGCAUCUUGCAAAAGUUCAAGGCCAUGCCGGAGAUCGGCAGGUUCAAGAAGGCGCAGAGCCAGGAGGAUCUCAUCCAGAGCCGCAUCUCCAAGCUCCGCGACCAGGUAGGCAAGCUGGAUCUUGCGAACCGUGAGCACGAGACCUCGCGGCUUCUCCAUGAGAGCAUGGAUGGGCGUCGUCCGGGCCUCGUCUGCACCAACGUCGAGGAGCUUGCAAACCUCAGGUGGAUGGUGGAGACGAAGAUGGCCAGGGUUAAGGAGCUACUCCAACAACAGAUCGCCAGCCAGGUAGCCCUCCCCAAGCAUCCGGCAUCAUCCUCAGCCCAUCCACAAGCUUCCUACGCCGCCGAGAUGCAAGCGUUGGCAGAAUCAGACGAUCUCCAGCCACUGCAGCAGGACUGGCCCACCUACCCGGUGCCAUCUGAAGGGGAGCUUCUUGGUGAUGUGGUUUGCAAUGCCAUUGCCAGCACCAGCAACGGCUGCGCUAGCCCCAGCAGCAACGGAGGUGACAUGACCCAGACUCCCAACCUGGAUUUCUGCUCAGGUUUCCCAUGGGCACAGGAUGUUUUUCCUCUCUCUACCAUGGAGUGAGAAGCAGGCUGCUUUCAGGCUUCAACCCCAAACCUUCCAUGCAUAUGGCCAGUUCUAUUCGUGCGUGGUGAUCUAUGUCUGGGU
Messenger RNA from Panicum hallii, 967 nucleotides. Its product is annotated as agamous-like MADS-box protein AGL80. Gene Ontology annotation, biological process: positive regulation of transcription by RNA polymerase II. Gene Ontology annotation, molecular function: RNA polymerase II cis-regulatory region sequence-specific DNA binding; protein dimerization activity; DNA-binding transcription factor activity, RNA polymerase II-specific. Lineage: Eukaryota; Viridiplantae; Streptophyta; Magnoliopsida; Poales; Poaceae. The transcript has a single exon. The coding region runs from base 92 to 883 and encodes 263 amino acids. The record is from RefSeq and is a predicted model, not a curated record.